Molecule: messenger RNA, 1014 nt
Organism: Linum tenue
Lineage: Eukaryota; Viridiplantae; Streptophyta; Magnoliopsida; Malpighiales; Linaceae
Source: the annotation of a GenBank genome assembly
AUGAGCCCAGCGGCGGCCGCAGCCUCUUUCCCGGUGAUCGACUUUUCUCCUUUCUUCACCACCGGCGGCGGAGAAAAUGAGGUCGAGAAAGAGGAGGUGAUCAACAGCAUCCGGGAAGCUUGCUCCGACUACGGCUUCUUCGUGGCCGUCAACCACGGCAUCCCGGCGGAGGCCAUGGACCGGUCCUUGGAAAUGGCACACGAGUUUUUCGAUCGCCCUUCGGAGGAGAAGCUCAAGUGUACCCCGCCGACGUCGGACACGCCGGUCACCACCGGCUACGCCAAGCAGCCCGACCACUCGCCCAACAAGAACGAGUACUUCUUGAUGUUCGAACCUGCCUCCGCUUUCAACGUCUACCCCACAAGCCCCGCUCCUUUCAGGGGAGCAGUGGAUGAGAUCUACGGGGGAUUGUUGGCGAUGGCGAGGUUGAUCGAGAGCCUAAUGAACAGGUGCUUGGGAGUGCCUGAAGGUUUGAUGGAAAAGUUCAACGACGACCGGCAGUGGGAUAUAAUGACGGCGUUCCGCUACUUUGCGGCGGCGGAGUUGGAGACGCCGGACAAGAAGACGGGCUUGUACGGUCACAAGGACGUGAACUUGAUGACUUUAGUGCUGCAAGACCAAGUCGGAGGGCUGGAGUUUCAGAAGGACGGCGAGUGGAUUCCGAUCACUCCAAUCCCUCAUUCCCUUGUGGUCAACGUUGGUGACAUCAUCCAGGUACUGAGCAACAACAAAUUCAAGAGCGUAAACCACAAGGUGAAUUCGCCGCAGGGAAGAGACCGGCACUCGUUUGCGUUCGCGUACCUCAUCGGAUUCGAGAAAAUGGUGGAGCCACUGGCAGAGGUGAUGAAAGAGAGCAAGGAGGAGCCCAAAUUCAGCAAGUUCCGUUACAAAGACUACUUCCAGCUCCGAGUAGCUGACCUCUUCAACCCUCCGGCCAAUUUGGACGAUGCCGUUACCAUUAACCACUAUGCCAUCCCUCCCACCGUCGCCGCCGCCGCUGCUCCGGCCAACUGA